Molecule: messenger RNA, 1126 nt
Organism: Lucilia cuprina (Australian sheep blowfly)
Lineage: Eukaryota; Metazoa; Arthropoda; Insecta; Diptera; Calliphoridae
Gene: BNIP3
Product: BCL2/adenovirus E1B 19 kDa protein-interacting protein 3
Exons: 5
Coding region: 370-969 (199 amino acids)
Biological process (GO): mitochondrial outer membrane permeabilization; positive regulation of apoptotic process
Cellular component (GO): mitochondrial envelope; nucleus; mitochondrial outer membrane
Source: RefSeq, a predicted model, not a curated record
UCGUUAAAUAAAAGUCGUCCAGACCUGUUCGUGGGAAGAUCAAGAUUUUUAAAAUUGAGAAAAAAAUAAUAAAACAUUACAAUUAUAAUUAAAGAUAUUGUGAAAUUGAAUUGAAAAUAUAGUAAUAGAGUUUCAAGAAAUAUUUGUAAAAGUAUAGUAUUUAAAAAUUAAAGUUUAAUAAGAAAAAUACAAAUUUUACAAAAUAACUACGCAAUUUGUUAAUUAUUUUACAAGGAGUUAAAAAAAAACAUAAACGAAAGUGUUGAGCAUAUAAAAUAUUACGAAAAAGAAAUAAACGAGUAAUAACUUGAAAGAUUUUUUUUAUUAUUUGUUUUUAUUUCAAAAAAAAUCAAAAUUUUUUCCUACAAAAUGUCGGCUACUCCACCAAAAAUGAAUGAAGAUUUGCUGGGCGAAUCUUGGAUUGAAUUAAGUACAGCUGCUACUAUGGCUGGUGUUAAGAGUCCAGAUAGAAUUACACCAUUACCUUUUGCAAAUGGUGAAGAAUAUCUACGUUUGUUACGGGAAGCUCAACGGGAAUCGAAUCAAUCCAGUCGUGUCGUUUCAUUGGCCAGUUCGCGACGUGAUACACCUAGAGACAGUCCCAAAUCUCCUCCCAAUAGUCCAAAUACCGAAUUAUGUGCUGAGGAUGAAUUGAAAAAUGUUUAUAUUAAUUAUUGGAAUAAGACUGGCGAAACACAAAAAGACACUGAUUGGUUAGAUGAAUGGAACAGUCGACCCGAUCAACAGCCACCUAAAGAUUGGAAAUUUGAACAUCCACAAAAUCAACAGAAAAAGAAAACAGCUGGUUAUUCCAUACGUCUAACUAGAGUGGGUAAAAAUUCUUUAUUUUCACGUGAAAUUCUAUAUUCCCUUAUACUCUCAAAUGUUUUGUCACUUUUAUUGGGAGCCGGUUUAGGGUUAUGGCUUAGCAAACGUGGUAUUCUAUUUACUAGAGUGGUUAUUGACUGAACAGCUUUUUCUUUCUCUCUCUCUCUCUCCAGCAUUCUUGUUCUUCUAAAAGCUAUCUAUUUAUAAAGUGUGAUUUAUAAAAAAAAAAACUAUUUCUAUUUUUUUUUACUUGAUACAUUAAUUAUUUAAACUUUUAAUACAUUUUUCACUUAAAAUA